AUGUCUGCGGCGCCGAUGGACGGGCUCUCCCUGUCCGACGAGGCUAGCCUGUCACACCUGCGGCAGCGCCUGCAGCGGGACCUGAACUGCCUCUCCGACCCUGACCGGUCGACUCGGAAGCGUGCCCUGACCAAGCUCCAGAAGGCGCUUUUCCGCGAGGCGAAGGUGCCGGAGGCGGUGCUGCGGGGGUUUCUCUCCAGAUACCUCUCCGAGCGACUGGUGGGGAUGAUGGCCGAUCCCGUCGAGAAGUGCAGAGAGAUGGCGGGAGGGCUGUUGGCGGAGUUUGUGGAUUCCGUGGGCGGCGGCGAUGCACUGCCGGACACGACGGCUUUGGCUAAGCAGGUGUUCUCCAUGGCUGAAGUGCGGAUAGGGAGCGUCCCACUGGUCGAGCCCGCGGAGGAAGUGAGGGCUCUCUUGCUCAGACUGUGCGGCGCGGUCCUGAGAGGGAAGAGCGCCGAAAUAUUCGGUUGUGAGAUUGCCGGGGAGGCGUGUCGGGUGCUCUCGGCGGCUCUGACGGACCCGUUUCCCGAGGCGAAGCGGGAGUGCUGCUCUCUGUUGUUGCGGCUGGCCGAUGUGUGCCCGGAAGGGCUCCGGUCUCGCCUAGGCAAGGUUCUGCGCCCGCUGAUCUUGAACCUAGGGCAUCAGCAUUCCAAGACAAGACAGAUGACUCUUCAGGCCCUGGGAGCGCUGCUGCUGUGUGGCUCCGACGACCUGGACAAGCCCCUGAGGGAGCUUAUCCUACCGCAGCUGAGGAAUCUGCUGUACGACCGUACGGUUGCGGUGCGACGCGAGCUCGUGGCCGUCCUCGCCAGCCUCGUGGCGGCCGGCUUCCCUCCACCUCACGGCGGCGGCGGCGGCGGUAGCGGCAGCGACACCGGCGGCGGCCAUCUCGCCGACUCCGCCGUCGCGCCGAUGGACACAACGGACGAUGGAGACAAUAGCGGCGGCAACAACAGCAACACCACCACAACCACCGGCGGCGGCGGUAUCUCUGAUGCGGCGGAGGCGGGGGCGGAGGAGGAGCGACGGCGGGCGUGUGCGAGGACGAAGCAGAAGAAGAAGUACCUCGAGCCCCACCGGGCCGAGCUGCUGUCGCUGCUGAUGAAGCUGCUGGCGGACGAGUCGGAGCCGGUCCGGGGGGGGGCGGGCAGGGCUCUCGAGGGGCUCGGGGAGGCUUGGGCCCGAUCAUCCGACAAUCCGUCGGCAGCAACAACAGAGCAACAACAACAACAAAACUGCUCUCCGCCGGUGCCUCCUCUCCCAACCGGCCCCAUCACUCCCGCACGAAAAACGCCUCCAGCAAGACCGGCGGCGGCGGCGGCGGUGCGAGCCCUCUGCGUGCCCCUGCUCCCGUCCAUGAUGCCGGCGGCCAUCGAAGAAGCCAGCCACUGGACUGUCAGGGGACGCCGCCGCGCCUUGCAGUUGCUGUGCUUCCUCUUGCAGGACGACGAGGUGGAGGUUAGGCAGGCGGUGGACGAGUGCGCCGCGGCGAUCGGCGAAGCAGCGAUCGAUCUCGGAGCGGUCACAGACAUCCUGCUGCCGGUCUUGAGGGGCGAGCUCCUGCGCGCGCUCCUGUGGCUGCUAGCGGGGAGCGAAGCGGGAGCGGGAGACGGCGGUGGAGGAGACCCCGGCGCCGCCAAGGAAGAAGUGCUGGAGAUCGCGUCCCAGCUAGCCGCGCACCAAGGCUCAUCGUCUCCCUCCUCCUCUUCCCGCCGAGAAGAAGGCGCGCAAGGCCUCUUCGCCAGGCACUUCACCGACCUGCUGGCCUGCGUCGUGGGAGAUGCCGCCGCCGUCGGAGAAACCGCGGGGGCUGCUGCUGGGGCUGGGGGGGGGGAGGGUGAUGCGGGGUGGGGCAAGGGGUCGCGGCGGAGGGGGGGGUUCGAGGCUCUCCUGCGGUCGGCGCCCAGGGCGGUGGGCGAGCACCUCGGGGAGGUGAUGCCCAUAUUCCGAGGGCUCCUGCACGACGCGACAAGGGAGCCUGAGGUGCGACUGAGCAUGCUGGCACUGCUGGAGUGCGUGGUGAAGCACGACGGCGUCACGGAGGAGUCGCUCAGGCCCCACGCCGAGACGCUGCUCAAGGAGAUGGUGCUCCCGAACGCCGUUUGGCGGGCGGGAUUGGUCGCGGCCCCCGUCAGAAAGGUGGCCAUUGCGGUGCUGUACACGGCCCUUCGAGGAAACAAGAUCGGGGUGGAGGCGGUGUACGCCAGCGCUGAACAGGUGUUACCGGUCCUCAAGACCAACCUAGAAGACCAUGAGGCGACAACCAGGCAGAUUACGUGUCUGUCGCUCGAGAUGAUGUUUCGGAUGAUUCCGGGGGCUCUGGGGGACGAGCCCGUCCGGCUAAUCUACCCGGAGCUGCUGAAGCGUCUGGACGACAGCAACGACACGGUCAGGAUGGCGGUGUGCGGCACCAUAGCGGCGUUCUUGAGGGCAACCGCUCCUCAGAACGUUCGGGGAACGGUUCUCCAGUACAUGGCGGAGCAGCUUCUGGUGCACCUAGACGACCAGGACGAGGCCAUGCAGAGAGCCGUCUUUGCGGUGAUGGAGGUGGCGGCCGCAAUCGACCCCAAGACCGUCGAGAAGCUCGCCUCCGAGGCCCGGUCUUCCCACCGGACCCCAAGCUACUGCGAUCGCCUCGUCGCCCUCUGCUCUUCCUCCUCUUCGGCCAGUCGAAGCUAGACAGAAACAACACCACGGUAGACACACACGUGCGUGCAUGGAUGUAAAAAUACAGCAGUGAGUGGCGUUCUGUUGGGGUGCGCCCACCGCUCUAUAAAUUAUAGGGAAGCCGGUAAAAUUACGCCGACUUUGUGUCUCUCUUGCGGCGGAUUUCCCGGGGGGGAGGGGGGGGGGGUCGGGUUGGGACCGUCAAGCCUAGUUCGAUCUCGCAGCUCCAAAGGGCCCCGAAUAACUGGUGAGAUGUUAUGGUCGCUCGUAGACCUCCUCUUAUCUCACGGGGGAGGCACAAAAAUCUCAAGAGGUGGUGUUAUACUACAGGUGGUGUUAUACUACAGGAACUUGAAAGCGAUAGAGAAGGAGAAAAGGUGCCCACAGUUUUCUGAUUGGCCAUUUUUUU
This is a messenger RNA of Ectocarpus siliculosus, 3076 nucleotides long. NCBI's taxonomy places the organism in Eukaryota, Phaeophyceae, Ectocarpales, Ectocarpaceae. The record is from the annotation of a GenBank genome assembly.